This is a messenger RNA of Plasmopara halstedii, 858 nucleotides long. RefSeq lists its product as uncharacterized. The record is from RefSeq and is a predicted model, not a curated record. The transcript has a single exon. Bases 1 to 858 code for a protein of 285 amino acids. Lineage: Eukaryota; Oomycota; Peronosporomycetes; Peronosporales; Peronosporaceae.
AUGGAUGUCGGUGAAGUGGCUGCAAAUUUCCUACAAUCGAUUCGCGCCUGUUUUCCUACGUUAGUGAAAAAGAAUCCUAUGACAUCAGCAGUAGAUAAUAGCGACUCGGACUCGGAUCAGGAAGACGCGUACAAGAAGCAGAAACAUGCGAAAGAUGCACAGCCUGCUUUUGAUUGCAAAGUUGCGAAGGCUCAUCGGUUAGCAGCAGAAGCCAAAAUGUCCAUGAGUCUGAUAAAAGUAAAAUUUCUCAGGACGUUGGAAGAUCUCUUUGAUGCCUUUCAAAUUUCAGACCCAGCCAAUGUGCGGACUUCGCUACGCAAUGAUCCAUCGGUGCCCAAUGACUGCCAGUUACUGUGUUUGGAUUGCCCUCCUUUCCGUAAUAUAGAAAACGUACCUUAUAAAGCUGUACCUCAUGUGUCUUCUCUCACUUUCGCUUCACCAGAUCCGUUCAAUAUUGGCGUUUUAUAUUCGGAAGUAAUAACCAGCAACAAAAAAAAGCAGUUCUUGCACAUUCCAAUACCACGAUCACUCUCACAUUCAGCACCAGGAGUUCAAGGUCAAAGUGAAACGCAGUACACAUUUCAAGAUGCAACUGUUCUUUCUUUCGAUGCUAAGCGCGAGUCCACAGCUCAUGGAGGCGGCAAGACGUGCGAGGAAUUGGUGAAGAAUAUUCGAAUGCGUCAUGCGUCUGGCACUUUCUGUACCCUUGUGCUUCCGUCAAAAACGUGGGAGGAAGUGGCUGACGAACACAAGUCGUUUCUUCCUCAGGUAGAUGAGUUGCAAGGCGAGUUACGCCUGCGUCGCUUGGUGGGCAAUGUCCCGUGUGGAGUCCCAAUAAAGUUUCUGCUUGCAAGCUAA